Mya arenaria is the source of this 330-nucleotide messenger RNA. RefSeq lists its product as uncharacterized. Bases 1 to 330 code for a protein of 109 amino acids. NCBI's taxonomy places the organism in Eukaryota, Metazoa, Mollusca, Bivalvia, Myida, Myidae. The transcript has 4 exons. The record is from RefSeq and is a predicted model, not a curated record.
AUGAUGAGGGUACGGGCCAAUGGAGGACCACCAGAGUCCUCCUCUCUUCUGCAGCUCAGUAAUGGUAACGACGGGGAAAAGGAAAAACGUGUGAAUGUGUUACCCCCCGGCGUAAUACUCACUGAGCUGCAGAAGAGAGGGGGCCUAGAUGAGGAAGCAUACAAGAAGUUCCUUGAACGUUCGAAAGAGACGCACGCGCUGGGUCGGCCGGGACAGCCGGAGGAAGUGGCGUCCGUGAUCGCCUUCCUCGCCUCUGAUGCCGCGUCCUUCAUCACCGGGGAAACCGUCUCUGUGGACGGCGGUCGACAAGCCAUGUGUCCCAAAGAGUAG